AUGCGUUUCACCGUCGCCGCUGCUGUCCUGGCCACCUCGGUCCUCGCCCAGGAGCCCGUCUCCACCGACUACACCACCGAGUUGGUCACCAUCACUGCCUGCCCUGAGACCGUCACCAACUGCCCGGCCCGCCAGCAGACUACCUCCGUGGCCACCAACUACAUCCCCCUGACCACCUCUACCGUCUACGCCACCUCCAUCCACACCAUCACCUCGUGUGGCCCUGAGGUUACCAACUGCCCGGCUCACAGCACUGUCCUGUCCACCGAGACCGUUGCUGUUUCCACCACCAUCUGCCCGGUCACCGCCACUGCCACUCCCACUGUUGUCCCUACCUCCCAGGUCUGGUCCAACAGCACCGGUGUUGUCUACCCUACCGGCCCCGCUGGUGGUGAGAGCUCUGCUCCCGUCUCCGUCCCCGUCUACAGCAUUCCUGCCGUCUCUUCUCCCGUCUACAGCGCCCCCGCUGGAUCUUCCCCCGCUGUCACCAGCGGCUAUGCUGCUCCUACCGGCGGUGCUCCCGGCGCCCCCAUCAGCUCUGCUGCUCCUGUCUGCCCCAGCAGCUCCGUCAUUGCCGUGACCAAGAGCUACACCACCGUCCUCACCUCUGUUGAGUACCAGACCGUCGCCGUCCCCUGCCCUACCGCCCCUGCUGGCGGUAACGGUGCUCCCUCCGGCACCGGUGCUGUUCCUCCUCAGCCCACCGGCCCUGCUGGCAACGGAACCACUGGUGUUCCCCCUCCCGUCAACGGCGCUGCCUCUUUCGCUGGCUCUGCCGUCUUCGCCGCCGUUGCCGGUGUCGCUGCCCUGAUCCUCGCUUAA
Trichoderma breve is the source of this 822-nucleotide messenger RNA. RefSeq lists its product as uncharacterized. The record is from RefSeq and is a predicted model, not a curated record. The coding region runs from base 1 to 822 and encodes 273 amino acids. Lineage: Eukaryota; Fungi; Ascomycota; Sordariomycetes; Hypocreales; Hypocreaceae. The transcript is spliced from 2 exons.